AUGUCAAAGAAGACUAGUUUAGGUAGACAAAAAAUCCCUAUUGAAAAAAUACCCAAAAAAAGCCAUUUACAAGUUACUUUCUCUAAACGUCGUUCAGGACUAUUCAAAAAAGCUAGUGAACUUUGCACUCUGUGUGGUGUUGAGAUUGCGAUCGUUGUUUUCUCUCCUGCUGAUAAGGCAUUCUCUUUUGGUCAUCCAGAAGUUGAGUCGAUCGUCGAUCGUUAUUUGACUCGCAAUCCUCCACAAGAAUCUGGUGCUCACCAACUUGUCGAGGCUCAUAGAAAUGCUAAUGUGCGCGAUCUCAACAUCCAAUUGACUCAACUUCUUAACCAUUUGGAGAUUGAAAAGAAACAAGGGGAAGAGAUUGAGCACAUGAGGAAAGCUAGGCAAAGGCAAUUUUGGUGGGAGAGCCCUAUUGAUGAGCUUGGCCUGAAUGAAUUGGUUCAAUUAAAGGGUUCUAUUGAUGGGCUGAAGAAGAACAUUGGAAAAUUUGCUAACAAAUGCAUGAUGGAACAAUCUAAUGCGUCUUCAUCAAAUAUGGGAGCAAGUGGAUUUGUACGUUAUGAUUCCCUUGACAACAAAUUUGGGAUUAAUAUUGCUCCCCCACUUCCUAAUGCCUAUUAUCUUGGAUUUCGGAAUGGGUAUCUUUGA
Medicago truncatula (barrel medic) is the source of this 651-nucleotide messenger RNA. RefSeq names its product agamous-like MADS-box protein AGL62. The transcript has a single exon. Lineage: Eukaryota; Viridiplantae; Streptophyta; Magnoliopsida; Fabales; Fabaceae. Gene Ontology annotation, biological process: positive regulation of transcription by RNA polymerase II. Gene Ontology annotation, molecular function: protein dimerization activity; DNA-binding transcription factor activity, RNA polymerase II-specific; RNA polymerase II cis-regulatory region sequence-specific DNA binding. Bases 1 to 651 code for a protein of 216 amino acids. The record is from RefSeq and is a predicted model, not a curated record.